This is a messenger RNA of Aspergillus pseudoviridinutans, 1422 nucleotides long. RefSeq lists its product as uncharacterized. Gene Ontology annotation, molecular function: transmembrane transporter activity. NCBI's taxonomy places the organism in Eukaryota, Fungi, Ascomycota, Eurotiomycetes, Eurotiales, Aspergillaceae. The transcript has 6 exons. Bases 1 to 1422 code for a protein of 473 amino acids. The record is from RefSeq and is a predicted model, not a curated record. Gene Ontology annotation, cellular component: membrane. Gene Ontology annotation, biological process: transmembrane transport.
AUGGUCUCCUUGGGGUCUAAGCUUCGAUUCCUGCUCACAGCAGGAGUCGGAUUCUUCGCAGAUGGAUAUCUCAACCUGACAAUUGGUCUAGGUACCGGUGCCUAUGCGGGUCUAUCUCUACUUCAAAACGAAAACAAAGGCUCAGUGCCAGCCGUCGAUGGCGAUAUCAUGAAAGGAGGGUUAAACUUGGGAACGGCCGUUGGCCAGAUCUCUUUAGAGUGCUCGGUGAACAGGGGGCCGACACACUAUCUACGGCAAGGAGCCAUUGACCACCAUUUCGGCACCCUCCUGGUCGGCCAGAUGCUGUGGGAGAAUAUGUCUUUCGAGAGCGUUACUGCUUGGAUCGUCAUCUGGCGUGUGGUGACUUGGGUCGGUAUUGACGCUGGUCUGUACUUCCUUCCGACUACCCAUGGUCCUCUACUUUGUUGGCGGAAAAGUCGCCCUAAGGAACGCGAACCGUCACAAGUCUUGUCUGUGUUCGCGAACAUCGGUCUCGGAAAUUUCGGUGCCAGUAGCGUAUUCCCGAUUCUGGGACGCGCGUUCAACAGUGCCAUCGCCCCCGAGUUGAGUCACCUGGAACGGGUGUGGCGCCUGCUGCUGGGUAUUGGCAUUGUCCCUGCUGCUUUGACUUUGUAUGCCAGGCUUAUGAUCAGAGAGACUGCUCGGUACAAGCAAUCCGUGAUCGAUCAAAACACCAGCCAGAAGCGCGGCUUGAAGGAGCAGUGGCCUGAGUUCUGCGAUUGCUUCAGUGGAAUCAUGCGAAGUCCCUUUUCACCACAUCUGCCUCCUUGUUUCUUUUGUAAGCACUCAUCGUCUCAAACUGUGCGUGUUGAAACUCAUUCUCCCAGUGACAUCGCUUCCUACGGUAUCAGCCUGAACCAGAGCAUCAUCCUUUCCGGAAUCGGGUACCCUACUGGCGCAACUCCGCUUGAAAAGCUCUGGAAACUGGCCACCAGAAACCUGAUCGUCCAAUGUGCCGGCUACCUCUCCAGUUUCUACGCUGGAAUCCUCCUCCCCGAUCGCAUCGGCUGCACGGUCAUCUGCGCCAUCUCACAGUUCGUCCUCUGCGCCGGUCCGAACGCAACCACCUUCUUGAUUCCGGCUGAGGUCUUCCCGACGCGAGUUCGUGGGUCGGCGCACGGUAUCGCCGCCGGGGCAGGCAAGUGUGGUGCAAUUCUGGCUGCAUUUGCCUUUGGGACAGUGGAGGAUGCUAUUGGUCUCAGUGACAUUCUGGGAUUGUUCUCGGGGAUCGUGCUUUUGACUGCGUUGGCGACACUAAUAAUACCAGAGACAAAGGAGCAGACUUUGGCAGGGAUCGAAGGAGAUAUGAUGUAUGGGGGUUCGUCGUCUACUACGGACUUAAACCCUGAUGUGGACGAUUUGGUAAAAAGGAAGGAGAAUGUCACGAACAGUGCUGUUUAA